This is a messenger RNA of Sinocyclocheilus grahami, 1263 nucleotides long. It is a transcript of the gene gdpd3b, whose product is annotated as glycerophosphodiester phosphodiesterase domain containing 3b. The coding region runs from base 140 to 1147 and encodes 335 amino acids. Gene Ontology annotation, molecular function: phosphoric diester hydrolase activity; phosphatidylcholine lysophospholipase A1 activity. The record is from RefSeq and is a predicted model, not a curated record. The transcript has 10 exons. Gene Ontology annotation, cellular component: endoplasmic reticulum membrane. Gene Ontology annotation, biological process: glycerophospholipid catabolic process. NCBI's taxonomy places the organism in Eukaryota, Metazoa, Chordata, Actinopteri, Cypriniformes, Cyprinidae.
AAAACUCAGACUUUGAAGAGCUGCUUAUUCUAUAGGUAGAGCGCUGAUAUUUGCUUUCUAGAAACUGUAACUUAAUUAUAUCCGGUUCUGAGAGUCAAAGUGCAGUUAGUGAGGGAUUGACUAGUUAAGAGUUUUCAGCAUGGACGUAUUGAGUGGGAUUCUGCUCCUCUGCUUGGCUGUUGGACUUUAUGUCGUUUGUUCGCUGUACUUGCUACGCAAUCCAUGGAUUCUUCAUAAGAAGAAACGGCUGGAAUUCUACUGCAGACACAUUUCACACAGAGGAGGUUCUGGAGAGAAGAUAGAAAACACAAUGGAAGCUUUUACACAUGCUGUGGCUGUGGGCACUGAGAUGUUGGAGAUGGACUGCCACCUCACAUCGGAUGGCUAUGUGGUCAUUUCACAUGAUUACAACCUAAUGAGACAAACCGGAUAUGACAAAACAGUGUCGUCUCUUAGGUUCCAGGAUUUGCCUCUCUAUGAAGAGCGACUCGAGGUCACAUUUUAUGUUGGACACUACAGUACAGGAAAGGACAGAAAGUUUGUGCUGCUGGAAGAUCUCUUUAAGAAAUUUCCCAGCAUGCCAAUGAUACUUGAGAUCAAAGAAAACAAUGACUUGCUCAUCAAAAAGGUCUCUAAUCUUGUGAAGCAAUAUCACAGAGAAAGCUUUACAGUUUGGGCUUCUGAAGAGUCUGACGUUAUGGCUAAAUGUAAUGAGCAGAACCCGUCCAUGCCCUAUAUGUUCACUAUGAAGCGUGGAAUACUGCUUUUAUUGCUCUUCUAUACUGGGCUGCUUCCCUUUGUUCCUCUGGGUGAAAGUCUGCUGCUCUUCUACCUGCCCAGCAUUAUCAACAGGACUUAUAUUCCAGAAGAAGCCAUUCUGAAGAAAAGAUUUGUGGUGUAUCUACUUCAGAAGUUGACAAUGCGAAAAUCAUUGUUUGAACACUUGAUCAAGAGGGGCUUGCAGGUGCAGCUGUUCGUGUGCAAUGAGGAGAGCGAUAUGGAAGCUGCGUUUGCAGUCGGAGCUACAGGCGUUAUGUCUGACUAUCCCACCCUCCUGACAAACUACAUCAAAAAACACCCUCCACCUCCACCUCCACCUAUUAGUUAUUUCAAAGGGAACAGUAAACAUUGCAUUGCCAAUAGAUAAGGUUACACUUUAAUUUGAUAGUCCACUUUAGACUUUCUACUAUAAGUAAAUUGCAUUCUACUAUAGGUAACUACAUGUCAACUAACUCUCACUGAAGUAUUAGUAGACUGUUACAU